CCUUUUCUCACACGGGGCUCGGGUGAUUUCUGCGCUGACAGCUCGCACGCUCACUGCUAUGGAAAAGCUGAGGUUGUGUAAUUGUUUUAAUAUAACGUGUUGUGUAAAGAAAAUAUACCUGAGAAUAGGAUAUGCCUCGUUUGGAUCGCUCGUGGGCUUUUCUGCGUUCUUGGUGUGGAACAUUGUGUAUAAACAGGUCUGGACUGCAGCCCUGGGAGGACUAGCAGGUGUGUUGGCACUUUGGUGUCUGAUUGUCCACAUCAUGUACCUGCAGGACGUAUGGAUACUGUGGAUGAAGGGCCUCAGGCUCUUCUUCUUCACUGGGGUUUUCUUCUGCCUGCUGACACUCACAGCCUUCAUCACCUCCAUGUCUGUUGCCAUAACCCACAAGGAGUCUCCAACUGAUCCUCAGAGUUUCUACCUGUCCUGUGUGUGGAGCUUCAUGAGUCUGAAGUGGUCGUUCCUUCUCACCCUCUACAGUUACACAUAUCGGAAAGAGUUUGCAGACAUCAGUAUUCUCAGUGACUCCUAAAGGACCCUUAAAUACUGUCUGCUGUCACUGUGGUAGGUUUCCACACCGUGACAUCACAGUGGAGUGACUCUUUAGAAUAAUGAAGGUGUGGGUGAGCUCCUCAUUCUCUUGUAUAUCUCCCCAGACAUCUUCUGUUUUAUUGGUUGUAUGUGAUCUGUAGAGGUGCUAUUGAUUUGGCACUAAUUAUUGAUGAUGAUAUAUAUUUUUUCUAAUGCAUACAUUGUUACAUUUUUACUUACUCUCUAUUUUGUGUAGUCAAGAAUUUACAGGGUAGAAUUACAAUCACAGCAUAAUCUGGCCACAUUUUAGUUUACCAUUAAAAGUUUGCUGUGAUUAUAAUUCCGUUACUGUAGAAUUAUCCACAAUGUCCUCAUUUUUGGAAAAACUGCUGAAGGAGUGUUACGGUGCUUUUGCUACGCAGUUCAAAGCUGUAUGGGAGAAGUCGGCAGGGGGUGGAGGCGCCUUUGUCACAUUUAGUCGAGUCGUUUAACUCAAGAGUUAAAAUGCACCUUCUGAGUUUAACUCACUGUGAUCAUGCUUGAUUGAAAUCCAGGGGGGAUAAGCACCGAUACCAAUGGAUCUCAGGGCCUACAUAGGUCUUAGUUCUUCUGUUCUUAACUAUGACUGGUUUCUUAUUCAUUUUGUACGUUUUUAUGUCUUAUUGUCUGUGUUCUAAUUAAGCCCGCCAAUAGCUUUCUAACAUUUAUAAGUCAUGAAUCAGAGGCGGUAGACCCCUACUAUCAGACAUGAAUAGGAAGUCAUAUGUGGGCUUUCAGAGCGUAUCAUUGCAUUUGACCAUGAGUGAUGUUGAAGGUCACAAUCAAGGUCGCUCAGUCUUUGACUGUUUAU
Molecule: messenger RNA, 1381 nt
Organism: Thalassophryne amazonica
Lineage: Eukaryota; Metazoa; Chordata; Actinopteri; Batrachoidiformes; Batrachoididae
Product: heme transporter hrg1-A-like
Exons: 3
Coding region: 59-532 (157 amino acids)
Biological process (GO): heme transport
Cellular component (GO): lysosomal membrane; plasma membrane
Molecular function (GO): heme transmembrane transporter activity; heme binding
Source: RefSeq, a predicted model, not a curated record